Molecule: messenger RNA, 774 nt
Organism: Prorocentrum cordatum
Lineage: Eukaryota; Dinophyceae; Prorocentrales; Prorocentraceae
Source: the annotation of a GenBank genome assembly
AGGGCUACGUCUUCAUCUCCUCUUCUCCAAGGCCACAUCCGAACAACUCGUGCGCGGUGAAUCCGCAGUCGGUUGACGGCGCACAUUGUAUUCAGAUCAACAAGUCCGAUGCCAAGUUGAGCAAGACAUUGGUUUUUUUCCAGAUGGUCGACCACAUUGCGAAGCUGCGCAGCAACCUCGUGGAGAGCAAUCGGGAGCAGUCUGCUGAAGCCGUGGGCCCCCUCGCUGCAGGUGGAGCUGACGCGUUUGAUGGAGGGCCUAGACCGAAAAGGUCCCAGCGCGACAGCGCGUGCGCUAUAGAUCUCCUGGUGACCAUCGGCGCGAAGACCGACGACGUCCAGACCCAUCGAGUUCACGUUGCACCUACUGCCAGCGACAGGGCAACCCUCGCCAUGGAGUUGCAUACGAAGAUCCCGAAGAACGAGGACAUUCAGGACCAGUUCUGUCCGGGGAUCGACCACGCCACCCCCGAUGUACAAUGGCUGGCGAAGCGGAGCGCACGCGUGACACACUACUAUAAUGACAUGAAGUGGGUGUCCAGGGAGACGAAAGUAGCGAUCACUCCGACCGAUCACGGUAGCAUGCAGGAGGCGUCCAACAGGGUUGCUGAGUCGCUCCAGGACUUCUACAACAGGAACCACAGGGACCCGUCGUAGGUAUUCGGCUUCGAGUUUUCUUGGAGGACGCGGUUGCACCUCGAUCCGAAGUCACGUUGGGAAGUGGCUCGACAUGUGAUGAGGGUGUGCCUGAGGAUUGUUCUAGACGCCGUGGGGC